Messenger RNA from Haemonchus placei, 333 nucleotides. The record is from the annotation of a GenBank genome assembly. NCBI's taxonomy places the organism in Eukaryota, Metazoa, Nematoda, Chromadorea, Rhabditida, Trichostrongylidae.
AUGUGUACAUCACCAACUAGUGAGGGACCAGUAGCAACAGUAAUACGCAGGAAAUUGGAGGAGAUGUUUUCGCCGUCACAUCUUGAAAUCGUUUGUGAAAGCCACAUGCACAAUGUACCUAAGGGAUCUGAGAAGCAUUUCCGUGUUCAGAUUGUCAGUGAGAAGUUCGAAGGAUGUCCUAUCAUUCAGAGGCAUCGCAUGGUGAAUUCCUGCCUGUCUGAUGAAUUGGCUGGCCCAGUGCACGCUUUGAGGAUUGAUGCGAUUCCGCCGAGCAAAUGGGUGGGUCAGAAACCACAUCCAAGCCCAGCAUGUCGAGGUGGUAACGCGUUAUGA